UUAAGACUGGUAUGGGUGUGCUAUGGAUCCUUUGUAGCUCAAGGAUGAAUCAUUCCCUCUGUUUGUGACUGAGUGUGUGCGCUGUGAGGAGAAUAUAAUCUGUGCAGCAGACGAUUUUACUCCACCAUAAUAUCUGCACAACUUCUUUGGGAGCACAUCAACUCUGAGACAUGUCUAAGCUGGAGAAAGCUAUUUUGGCCAUAGUGGAGGUGUUUGAGGAGUAUGCAGGGACAGAUGACAAGAAAACACAGUUGAGUAAUGCUGAGCUUGCACAGCUUAUUAAAAGUCAACUGAGCAGCCCUGAAUUCAAGGAUAAAGUGGAUCCUGAAAAUAUUAAGGAUGUGAUGGAUAAACUGGAUAAGAACCAUGACGGAGAGGUGAACUUCAAUGAAUUCAGUCAGUGUGUUGCAGGCCUAGCCAGAGCCUACUUUCAGAAGAUGCACGGCAAGGAAAAGGGCAAAGGGAGGGGCAGGGGAGGCCAGGAUAAGUGAGCAAUCUUAAUACUCAUCUCACAUUUGUCACUUGCCUCAUAUAAGACCCAAAAUCUUGAUGAACAAUUUCUUGCAUUGUUUUCUAUAUUUGUUGUGGUUAAAAAAGAAGUUUAUAAUUGUUUGUAAUAGAAUAUAUCAUAAUAGGAAAAGGUUCCAUGUCCUGGCAGACAGUGUUGUGCAAAUUGUCUAUCCUAUAUAAUCAAACAUGAUGCAUAAUUUUUUCAAAAGUGCCAUUUCUAAUUUGAUGUUUUCCAAUAAAACUUUCUUGUGGUCAA
Molecule: messenger RNA, 766 nt
Organism: Myxocyprinus asiaticus (Chinese sucker)
Lineage: Eukaryota; Metazoa; Chordata; Actinopteri; Cypriniformes; Catostomidae
Gene: s100w
Product: S100 calcium binding protein W
Exons: 3
Coding region: 171-491 (106 amino acids)
Molecular function (GO): transition metal ion binding; calcium ion binding
Source: RefSeq, a predicted model, not a curated record